Molecule: messenger RNA, 630 nt
Organism: Aspergillus glaucus CBS 516.65
Lineage: Eukaryota; Fungi; Ascomycota; Eurotiomycetes; Eurotiales; Aspergillaceae
Exons: 2
Coding region: 1-630 (209 amino acids)
Source: RefSeq, a predicted model, not a curated record
AUGCACACCACAACCCUCCUCCUCCCUCUCCUUUCCUUCCUGGCUUCCGCAGCCCCAACAACCCGCUCAUCAAACGCCCAAAUAACAGCCCAGCAAAUCCAACAAAUCGCACCCAGAUCCUCCACCUGCGACAACCCCCCCGCAAAAGGCGAAUGCGCAACAGCAGACCAAGCCGCACCCAAUAUCGCAAAGUCCUUUGAGAACUAUGGCGUUACGAGUCGCGCAGAGCAGGCUGCUGUUAUUGCGCUGAUGGCGUUUGAGAGUGAGGAGUUUCGGUAUAGUAGGAAUCAUUUUCCAGGGGUUGAGGGGCAGGGGACGCGGAAUAUGCAAUCCCCCGCCUUCAACGCUAAAUACGCCUCUUCGAUCCCCGCGAUCAGCGAUAAAGUAUCUGCCGCGAACGGCGACGCGGGCCAGAUACUUGAUAUUCUCCUCGCGGAUGAGGAGUAUGAUUUCGGGUCUGGGGCGUGGUUUUUGACGACGCAGUGUGAUCAGGGUGUUAGGGAGAGUUUGCAGAGUGGGAGUGAGGAGGGGUGGCAGGGGUAUAUUAGUGGGUGUGUUGGGACGGAGGCGAAUGAAGGGAGGAGGGGGUAUUGGGAGAGUGCUGUUAAGGCGUUGGGUGUCAGUUCUUAG